Messenger RNA from Chlorella variabilis, 333 nucleotides. RefSeq lists its product as hypothetical. Lineage: Eukaryota; Viridiplantae; Chlorophyta; Trebouxiophyceae; Chlorellales; Chlorellaceae. Gene Ontology annotation, molecular function: protein binding. The transcript has a single exon. Gene Ontology annotation, cellular component: ciliary inversin compartment. The annotation marks the transcript as partial. Gene Ontology annotation, biological process: protein localization to ciliary inversin compartment. The record is from RefSeq and is a predicted model, not a curated record.
CUGCGGCAGCUGCUGGCAGCUGGCGCAUCUAUCGAGGGGAGCGACAGGCACGGGCACGUCGCCUUGCACUGGGCUGCCGCCUGCGGCCGGGAGGGGUGCGUGGCGGCGCUGGUGGCGGCUGGCGCCGACCUGGAGCGCAGCGACUGCAACGGCCUGACGGCCAUGCAGCUGGCGGCGGGAAAGGGCCAAGUGGCGUGCAUGGAGGCGCUUGCGGCGGCCGGGGCCAGCCUGGGUGCAGCCGACAGGGUUGGCAACUCGGCGCUGCACAUUGCCGCGUGCAACGGCCACCUGGCGGCCAUUCGCUGGCUGGUGGCUGCUGACCCCAGCCCGGCA